Messenger RNA from Tripterygium wilfordii, 1362 nucleotides. RefSeq lists its product as uncharacterized. The transcript has 4 exons. NCBI's taxonomy places the organism in Eukaryota, Viridiplantae, Streptophyta, Magnoliopsida, Celastrales, Celastraceae. Bases 31 to 1080 code for a protein of 349 amino acids. The record is from RefSeq and is a predicted model, not a curated record.
AUAGAGAAAAAGAAGAUAACAAUCUCGGCCAUGUUCAGUGGAGGCAAGGGCAUGGGAGGUGGAGCGGGAGGGGGAAGCGUGUUGAGGGUUGUCAGGAAGGCGGUUACAAGGGCUGGUGUCAGUGCUGGGAAUACUCUCCAAGAACCCAUAUCUUCUUCAGGAGCCACUUCACCUACUGCCGCUGCUUCUGGGCUUAGCCAUAAGCCUAAUUCUUCCAAUAAUCUUUCUAUUUACUCUUCUGGGUCGUCUCAUUUAUCUCCAUUUAGUGUUCCUUUAUCAUCCAGUUCUGUUGUACCCACUUGUUGGCCUAGUUUUGGUGCUGGGUCUGGCUCUUCCUGCGAUGAGUUCGAGUGGGUGUCUGUUGACGGAAGUCAGGAUGAUAGGGCUUUUGGGUUUGUCGAUGAUUUUGUCCUCGGCCCUGUGCCUUCUGCAGAUGAAGUUCAAUACGCUGUUUCUGCUCUUCAACAGGUCUCUGACGUUGCCCGACACUCUCAGCAUGUCAGGGAUAAAUAUGCUUAUAAUUCUGACAGGGAUGGAGCAAAUUGUAUUCCAAGUUUUACUGAUUCAGUGGGUCGAGUUUCUUCAGUUGGAUCAGAUUUAGAUUGGGUGGAGCCCUCUCAGAAUAAUUAUAACUCAAGAAUGUUGCAACGUCAUGGACGAGACAGAGUAUAUGAUGCUUUUCAUUUACUGCAGACCGAGCCGUUUGUUCAGAGGAUGGUCAUCUCGUUAUCUUCAGAUAAAGCUGUUUGGGAUGCUGUUAUGAACAAUGAUGCGGUCCGACAACUCAAAGAAUUAUAUUAUUCAGAUGAAAGCAUUAAUCAACAUAGUUCGGAUGAGCCAUCUGACGACUCAAAUCCAGCAGUGAACAUUGUUAGGUGGAUUUUCGACAAUACAAAGGCUAAAGUCAUGGAAGUAAUCGAUAACAUUAUGAAGCUUACAAAUGAGUUGUUCAAACCCUCAGACGAGGAGAAGACGGCAACAGGAGGCACGUAUCUAUUUCAGGAGAAGCUGAAAACUUCAUUCCAGCUAGCCAUUGUGGUCCUGCUGAUUGUGAUUGUGUCUCGAGCCCACAGGGCUUGACCAUAAUUUGACGACAUUAUGGGCAUUUCCCCUUUAUGGUGGGCAACUGGAUACUAGUUAAAGUUCCCCACCUGUUGCAUUACCAUUGUCACUUUGGCUGAAGUGUUGCUUUACAAGGCAGAAAUAGAAGUUCGGGCAUUCUGUGAUGCAACGAUAUGGGGUUAUGAUACACUAAUACGCCUUUUUUCAAAAUGGCUGCUCUGUGUUUCUAUUUUAGUUGGCACAUCUAUCUAUAUUUUGCGGAUUUGUUAAUGUUAAAACUCUGAUAAUUUAUUAACAGAG